AAAAUCUCAGCUGUCAGUCUGGCUUCUCUUAGCCUGAGGAAAAGUGAAAAGUUUCGCAGCCUUCUUGAAAUUGUCCUCGCAUUCGGCAACUAUAUGAAUAGCUCCCGACGAGGCAUGUCUUACGGCUUCCGAAUCCAAAGUCUCGAACAGCUAUCAGAAACGAAGAGUCUUGACAAGCGCUGGACUCUGCUGCACUUCUUCUCGGACGAAGUGGAGCUCAAGUUUCCUCAUCUUCUAGACUUUUACGAAGAAUUCGAAGGAAUCACCGCCGCUUCUAAAGAUCUGCUCUUCAUUGAUCAUCAGAUCUUAUAUUGGUUUAAAAAAGUUACAAGACUGUCUUAUAUACCUCCGAAAUUGUCCGUGGUUAUGCCUACUCUCGAGUCUUCUACAGUAUAG
Molecule: messenger RNA, 396 nt
Organism: Protopolystoma xenopodis
Lineage: Eukaryota; Metazoa; Platyhelminthes; Monogenea; Polystomatidea; Polystomatidae
Source: the annotation of a GenBank genome assembly